AUGGAGGAAGCAGAAAUGGUCACUUUCUUCAUUCAAAUUCUAGAGCCAGAGUAUUAUGAACGUUUGGUGACAAUGGGUGGAAAAGCUUUUGCAGAAGUGAUCAAAGCUGGGGACAUGAUCGAAGAUGGCAUUAAGACAGGGAGAAUAACAAGUCUAGCGGCAUUGCAGUCUACUAGUAAGGCCAUACAAACUGGCGCUCUCGGAAAUGGAAAGAAAAAAGAAAAAGAAGCGACAACGGUAAUGGCUCUGAGAAACACCACAUACCACCAUCAACAACCUCCACGAUACCAGUCUAACGCUCUCCACCCACAAUAUUUUCAAUAUUCAUCACAUCCAUACAACCAAGCUUUGUCAUCUUACCAACCUCAAUCACCACAAAUUUCCUACCCCGUCUAUCACACACAACCAACAUACCGACCUCCACGACCACCAACAUACCAAGCUCCACCAUCACACUCUCAUCAUCCAAACAAUGCAUCCGCACCUCGCCCAAAUAGACCUUUCCGUAAUUUUACACCGCUAGGAGAGCCGUUAAGCGUUGUUUUUGAAAGACUGCAAGCUUCAGGCUUAUUAUAUCCUGUGGAAGGUAGAAUUCCGCAUCCACUGCCCAGAAGUUUUGAUCCUACUAAAACGUGUGCAUAUCAUUCGGGGGUAAAAGGCCAUGCUACCGAUCGUUGUUACGCAUUGAAACAUAAGGUUGAAGAUCUUAUAGAAGCAAAACAGAUCAUGGUCAAACAGCCGACACCAAACGUGGAUAACAACCCACUCCCGACACAUGAUGAGGCCUCGAUAAAUAUGAUUGGUAUAGGUGAAAAUGAUGAUGAUCCGGCCAAAUUUAUAGUGCCUGUGAAUAGCGUGGAAGAUCAUGAUCUUAUAGCCGUUGCUUCUCCGGCUAUAGUGAUAAGAGGUUUUGCACCUGCCGAGAUAUUAGGAGCUUCAUCAACACCUGUGGAGUUAGUUCAAGCGCCAAAUCAGUUGCCAGUACUCGAUACCAAAGCCGUACCAUGGAAUUAUCAACAAGCUGUGAUGGAAUGUCGAGGAAAAGAAACGAUCGCUGACAAGAGUAAGACGUCAGGAAUGACAAGGUCCGGAAGAUGUUAUACCCCGGAAGAGCUAGCUAGAUUGAGGCAAACCAAAGAAGGCGAUGUGCCUCCAAAAAGGGCUGUGACAGAAGCCGAGGCCGAAGAAUUUUUGAGAGGAAGAUUAAGGCCAAAUGCACUCUUGAAGAUUUUAAGUGAAGCAUGUGUUCCGACUGAAACAACUAGUGAGACAUUAGCUGGAAUGAUUGAGCGCGUGCUUGACAGUCAUCGAAUCAGCUUCGAUAAUGAGAACUCGCCACCGCAGAGAUGUAGUCACAACAAAGCACUCCAUAUAACUGUUAAAUGUCGUAACAUGUUUGUGUCUAAAGUGUUGAUUGAUGGAGGCUCUGGACUUAACAUUUGCCCGCUAGCGAGUCUGAAGAAGAUCGGAUAUAAUACUAGCGAGCUUAAGACAAGUGAUAUGAAUAUUCGAGCAUUUGAUGGGGCUCAAAGGCGUCCUAUUGAGAAAUAG
This is a messenger RNA of Lycium ferocissimum, 1551 nucleotides long. RefSeq lists its product as uncharacterized. Bases 1 to 1551 code for a protein of 516 amino acids. The transcript has 2 exons. The record is from RefSeq and is a predicted model, not a curated record. NCBI's taxonomy places the organism in Eukaryota, Viridiplantae, Streptophyta, Magnoliopsida, Solanales, Solanaceae.